AUGGUUACUUCUCCAAAACUCACCAAAACUGAGGGACUUCCUUUCUCAGACCCUACACUAUACCGUAGCACCAUUGGGGCACUUCAAUAUCUAACACUUACUCGCCCAGAUAUAGCCUUCUCUGUAAAUAAACUAACUCAGUUUCUAGCUUAUCCUACUGAUCUUCACUGGUUAACCUGCAAACGCGUGCUUAGAUAUCUCAAGGGCACUUCCACUCUUGCUCUCCAGUUCACACCAUCUUCCCAUCUUCGUUUGGUUGGAUUUUCUGAUACAGAUUAUGCUAGUUGUCCCGACGAUCGCCGCUCCACUGGAGGCCAUUGUGUCUUUUUUGGAGAUAAUCUUCUCCUUUGGAGUUCUAAAAAGCAGCCUGUUGUGUCUCGAAGCAGCGCGGAAUCUGAGUAUCACUCUCUGGCAAAUAUCACUACUGAGCUCAUCUGGAUUCAGUCUUUUUGCAAGGAGAUUGGUCUCACUAUUCCUACGAUCCUCAUCAAGUAUGGUGUGAUAACACAAGUGCAGUUGCCUUGUCUGCAAAUCCGGUCUUUCACUCUCGCACCAAACACAUAG
Messenger RNA from Salvia miltiorrhiza (redroot sage), 564 nucleotides. RefSeq lists its product as uncharacterized. Lineage: Eukaryota; Viridiplantae; Streptophyta; Magnoliopsida; Lamiales; Lamiaceae. The record is from RefSeq and is a predicted model, not a curated record. The transcript has a single exon. The coding region runs from base 1 to 564 and encodes 187 amino acids.